Molecule: messenger RNA, 882 nt
Organism: Penicillium canariense
Lineage: Eukaryota; Fungi; Ascomycota; Eurotiomycetes; Eurotiales; Aspergillaceae
Exons: 5
Molecular function (GO): oxidoreductase activity, acting on paired donors, with incorporation or reduction of molecular oxygen; monooxygenase activity; iron ion binding
Source: RefSeq, a predicted model, not a curated record
CAACAAGGAUGGGGCACGAGCCUGAUAUUAUAUCAUAUUCUCGGGAUCUAUACCAGUAUCUUGUUCUAUCGUGUUUUUUGGCAUCGUUUGAAUUGCUUUCCCGGGCCAUUCCUGGCCAAACUAUCCAACUUCUACGUGACCUGGCUCUCUGCCAAGAAGCUGCAGCUCUUUGAAGAGGCAGAGAAACUACACAGGCAAUAUGGUGACUACGUGCGCAUAGGUCCCACUGAACUAUCGAUUACGGACCCAGCUGCUGUGAAGUGGAUCCACAGCUCUCAAGCCAAGGUCUCCAAGAGCCCCUGGUACACUGUCCCAGAGCUCCGUUGUUCUCUUCAUACUAUAAGAGAUAAGCCGGAGCCUGCGAGGCGACGGAAGGUUUGGGACCAGGGAUUUACCACCCAAGCCCAGCCUCGCAUCUCUCGUUACACUGAGCAACUGUUACAGGUCAUCGAAGACAAUGUAUCGCACGCCAUGGAUAUGACCAAAUGGUUCAACUACUAUGCAUUUGACGUGAUGGGUGAUCUAUCAUUUGGACGGUCAUUUGAUAUGCUUAUUGAUAGGGAAGAUGCUCCCACCUCUUUUAUGACACAACUUGCUCACCGGGGCUUGGAUGAACGAAUCUUUGAACGACCUGAGGAGUUCGUCCCAGAGAGAUGGACUACGAACCCUGAACUGGUGAAAGAGCCAUCGGCAUUCUUUCCAUUUGGUGGCGGAAAGCAACUCGCAUUAAUGGAGCUCCGCCGAGUAACCGCCGAGAUCCUCACUCGGUAUGAGGUUUCUUUCGCCGAAGGCCAAACUACAACGGCUUUUCUGGAUGGCAGGCGCGAUGCGUUCACUUUAGUUGCAGCACCCUUGAACUUUAUUUUCGAAAGGAGGAAAUAA